This is a messenger RNA of Leptidea sinapis, 1711 nucleotides long. RefSeq names its product zinc finger CCCH domain-containing protein 3 (gene ZC3H3). The transcript has a single exon. The record is from RefSeq and is a predicted model, not a curated record. Lineage: Eukaryota; Metazoa; Arthropoda; Insecta; Lepidoptera; Pieridae. Gene Ontology annotation, cellular component: nucleus. Bases 1 to 1545 code for a protein of 514 amino acids. Gene Ontology annotation, molecular function: metal ion binding.
AUGGAGGGUAAAUCAAGCAGUAUAGUUUAUAUAAAUCCAAAUUAUAAAAAGAAACCUGAGAUUAGUGUUGCACCAUUGAAACCAAGCAAUUGUAGGAUAUAUGUGAAUCAAAAUUUUCAUGAUCAUAAUAAAAUAUCAAAUCAGGGGAAAAUAUUUGUAAACCCAAAUUUUAUAAAAGCUAAAAACUCAAAUAUUGAAGGUUAUGUGAAUAGUGACCAUCAUUAUUCUGUAAAUGAACACUUUGUGAACAAUUAUUAUGACCAUCACUGUUCAGCUAAUACACAUAUAAAUAGUAGUAUGACUCAUAGUAUACCAAGUUUACAAGCUGCUAAAAGAUACACAGAAAAAAAUUGCACAGCAGGCUCAAGUUUUGAAGAAACUUAUACUAAAACACCUAUAAUUUCCGGUGUUUCUUUACCCAAAAGCAAUCUUGAUAUAUCAUGUCCAAUAUCGAAAUCACGCUACAGUUUAGUGAGAAAGAUACAUUGCGAAGAAAAUGUAUCUACUGUUUUGUCUCAUAGGCAAAUAGAUAUGAUACAAGCACCGAGUUUGAAUUCUUCUGUAGUAAUGACAAAACAAGCUUCACUUACCCCAAUUUCUAAAUCUAGAUAUAGUUUAGUCAGAAAGAAGCAGAGUGUUAUAUCAUCAGCUACAGUUCAAACUAAUUCUAGAAUGAUAAAAAUUGGAAAGUAUAAAACCAUAAGUGUUGAUAACGCAAAACAAACACAUGUUACUGUCAAAGUACCUCAAAAGUUUACAUGCUCCAAGAAGUUAUAUUUGAACUCACCUAGAAGUCUUGGCAAUCAGCUUUCAACAUCUCUGAACAGAAGUUUGUCAAGGAAUUUGAAGAAAUUUAAUUUGUCAAGCGAUCUUGGUAAAACAUACUUGUCUAAUAGGUUGAAGACUAGAGAAAAUAAAGGCAAAUUAAAAUUAAAUAACAUACCUUGUCGUUUGUAUACAAAGUAUGGAAAGUGCUUAAGAAAUUCCAAUGGGAAAUGCAUAUAUGUUCAUGAUAAAAAGCAUGUUUCAUUAUGUAGGAAGUUUUUAAAAGGCAUAUGUCAUGAUAAAAAUUGUCCCCUAUCACAUGAAGUUUCUGUAAAUAAAAUGCCCACAUGUUUCUUCUUUCUUAAAGGAAUGUGUGUGAAAGACAACUGUCCCUACUUGCAUGUUAAACUGAGUGAGAAAACAAAAAUAUGUCCAGAUUUUGUAAGAGGUUACUGUGAAAAAGGCGACAAAUGCUUACUAAGACAUGUUUUGAUCAAAAGUAGAUCUGUAUCUGAGGCACAAACAAAAUUGUUAACUCCUAGUAAAGUGAGAAGAAAAGUGCUUAUUAAUAAAGCCAUUACAAGAAAGCCAUCUGAAAGACAGAACAAAAACGUAGUAAAGGAUAAUUCAAAAUUAAAAGGUGAAGAAGACAUUGAAGUAAUAAAUGAAUGUGUUGAAGCUAGGUACUUUAAAGAAACUGUAAGUGAAGACACAAGCAGUGGGGCCAUAAAACCAACAAGAUGCAAGCUAGGUGAUCUACCAUCUUAUAUACACUUAUGAUUAGUUAACAUUAUUUGAAUUUCAAUAUUCAGUGUUUGUAAGUUAUUAGAUAUUUUUGAUACCUCCUUACUUUUGUUAUUAAUUUUGUCUAAAUACUAACAUCAAAGUGUUAUUUUUAAAUGAUAAAUAAGAAAAAUGGAAAGAAUGUAAUAAAUAAACUUAUUUA